Messenger RNA from Rhinolophus ferrumequinum (greater horseshoe bat), 1478 nucleotides. Its product is annotated as leukocyte-associated immunoglobulin-like receptor 1. The coding region runs from base 318 to 731 and encodes 137 amino acids. NCBI's taxonomy places the organism in Eukaryota, Metazoa, Chordata, Mammalia, Chiroptera, Rhinolophidae. The record is from RefSeq and is a predicted model, not a curated record. The transcript has 6 exons.
UUGCAUGUGAGAAACCGAAGUGUUUGCAUGAGGAAACGUGUGGUUUGGGAACAGUCAGUCUGUUAGGACCAGAAGCCAAGCCAGACAUGGAUUCAACUGGUUAUGAAAUAUCUCACUAGAAACGCCUUCUGAAACCAAGUCCUCUCUGGACCGAAAUAGGGGAAGCUAGAGUUGCCUCAGGGAGCAGCCUGCGCACCUUCCUAUGAGACCACGGAAAUGAGCCUCGUGACGUGGCCCCUGCCAACGCAUCCUACACUCUUCCUGACUGCAGGGCCCUGUCCUCCCAUCCCCAGGACAAGGACAAAGCAGACGGUGAGAUGCUGGCCAUGUCGUCCAAUCCCACCACCCUCCUGGGCCUCAUGCUCUGCCUGGGCCAGGUGAUCCACAUGCAGCACGGGCUCCUGCUCAGACCCUCCAUCAGAGCCGAGCCAGGCCCUGUGGUCCCCCGGGGGCGGCCUGUGACCGUCCUGUGCCGGGGCCCUGCUGGGGCUGACCUAUUCCGCCUGGAGCAUAGAUCUGCGUACACGGAUCAGAAAAUCACGUCUCAACAUGGAUCACCAGGAACGGAGGCCCGAUUCCCCAUCCGCGCAGAGGCCCCGGUGAAGUCACUCCCCUGCCCACAGAAGUGGGCUCCCAGACAGGUCCCCAAUGUCUUGGAUCAGAAGUCCAGGGAAGGAAACACAAACCAAAGCCACAGUGAGAUAUCACCUCACACUCAGCAGGAAGACUAAUUAAAAGAAAAUAAUUUAAGGGGAAAAUAGCAGGUGUGGCAAGGAAGUGAAGGAAUUGGAACCCUGGUGCCCUGCUGGUGGGACUGCACGAUGGUGCAGCCACCGGAAGGUGAUGUGGCAGCUCCUGAAAACCUGUGCCCAGAAUCACCACACAACUCAGCGAAGGAAUGGUCCACACUCAAAGAAAUGACAGCAGAACCUUAGACGUCUGUGCUCUCACGCCCACAGCAGCAGUAUUCAUGAUAGCCAGUGUCAUCACCAGGCUCCUCAAACGUGGGGACGGAAGCAGAUGAUCAGUGUCAGAGUGAUGCCACCUGGGAAGGACAGCCCGGCAGGGGUGGCUUUGAGGACAGAGGAAGGGGCCACAUGUCAUGGAAUGAGUGGCCUCUAGACACUGGAAAGACAAGGAACGGACUCUCCCCUCAAGUCCCCAGGAAGGAACGCAGCCCUGCACACACCUGUAUUUCAGCCCAGUGAGACCCGGUUUGGACUCUGACCUCCAGAACCGUAAGAUAAUAAAGCGUGUUGUGAGCCAUCAUGCUUGUGCUAAUUUGUCACAGCAGAGCAAGGAGUCUCAUACGCCUGGCAUCCAACACUGGUCUCAUGAGGCCCCCAAACUUCUGGAAACUGGUUUGGGGGCCGACUCUGACCCCAUUCCCUGAUGUCUCCUCAAAUCUCUGACCACCAGAGUGGGAAGCCCAGCCGGGCAAACAGUGGGCUCUGGGGUGUGGAGGCGGCAGCUUCACU